GUAGGGUAUAUAAUGUGAUUCUUUUUGUUAAGUUGUGUGGCAUGUGUGUUUUUUAAUAAGAUUUGCAUGAAAAGGACUCCACCCCACUCCACUUUGGAAUCCAGAGGAGGGUGAGAGCGCGAGAAUGGUCAUGACUCUGGUUUCUUUUUCUUCUCCAACCUCUCUGCAUUCCUUUUCUCCGAAGCCUCAUCUUCCUUCUUUGAAGGCAUUUCCACUGAUAUCAUUUUCCUUAAAGUCAUUAUCCUAUCUUUCCCCCAAAUCCAGGACCAAUAUAAGAUGCAAAUAUGCUGCAGAAAGCAUACGGGAGGAUUUCUCUUCCACCCCAAUAGAUGUUGUUGCUGAUGUGAAGACUGAAAAGAUCAUAGUCUUAGGAGGCAGUGGUUUUGUUGGUUCUGCAAUAUGUAAAGCUGCAGUCUCCAAUGGGAUAGAAGUUAUCAGCCUGAGCAGGUCAGGUCGACCUUCAUACUCAGAGUCAUGGAUAGAUCAAGUCACCUGGACCACAGGUGAUGUUUUCUAUGCCAAUUGGGAACAAUUACUGAAUGGUGCUACCGCCAUGGUUUCUACUAUUGGAGGUUUUGGAAGUGAGGUGCAAAUGAAGAAGAUAAAUGGGGAGGCCAAUGUUACAGCAGUAGAUGCUGCAAUGAAGUUUGGAGUUCCGAAGUUCAUUUUGAUAUCUGUGCAUGAUUACAAUUUCCCUUCAUUUCUUCUUUCUUCGGGAUACUUCACUGGAAAAAGGCAAGCAGAAUCAGAGGUUCUCUCUAAAUUUCCAAACUCAGGAGUUGUGCUAAGGCCAGGGUUCAUAUAUGGAAAGCGCAGAGUGGAUGGCUUUGAGAUCCCCCUUGAUUUGAUUGGGGAGCCAUUAGAGAAGUUCUUGAAAGCUAUCGAAAACUAUACAAAGUCUCUGAAUUCACUCCCUGGUUCAGACAUACUCUUGGCACCACCUGUGAGUGUGGACGAUGUAGCAUUUGCCGUGAUAAGCGCAAUCAAGGAUGAUAAUUUUUUUGGGGUUUUUACAAUUGAGCAAAUCAAGGAAGCUGCUGCAAGUGUAAGAGCUUAAAUGAGGGGUGCUUUCUGAAAUUCUUGUGUUAAGAGAGUGGAUUUGCUUGUUUUUUUUCUUGGUUUCUCUGUACAUACUUUUCUAAAGUAUUAAUUGAACGCAACUUUUUAGAUGUUCCUUUAUA
This is a messenger RNA of Amborella trichopoda, 1181 nucleotides long. Its product is annotated as NAD(P)-binding Rossmann-fold superfamily protein. The record is from RefSeq and is a predicted model, not a curated record. Gene Ontology annotation, cellular component: mitochondrion. NCBI's taxonomy places the organism in Eukaryota, Viridiplantae, Streptophyta, Magnoliopsida, Amborellales, Amborellaceae. Gene Ontology annotation, molecular function: protein-containing complex binding.